Messenger RNA from Mustela lutreola (European mink), 1105 nucleotides. RefSeq names its product interleukin 17B (gene IL17B). Gene Ontology annotation, molecular function: cytokine activity. The record is from RefSeq and is a predicted model, not a curated record. The transcript has 3 exons. Gene Ontology annotation, biological process: inflammatory response. Lineage: Eukaryota; Metazoa; Chordata; Mammalia; Carnivora; Mustelidae. Gene Ontology annotation, cellular component: extracellular region. The coding region runs from base 227 to 1021 and encodes 264 amino acids.
GAUUAUUUCAUCAUCAUCGUUUUCAUCAUUAACAGCUAAGUAUUUACUGAGCACUUACUACAUGCCAGGUAGCGUGGCAGCUGUUCAACACGGCGUAUUUCCUUUACCCCUUUUAACAGCCCCGAGCAGUGGCCACUACGAUGACCCUACCAUUCUAGAGAGGUGGAAAGGAAGACUCGGAGACAUUUCAGGAAGAAAGGGGCCAGGCCACUGUUGAUUCCUGGGCAUGACUCCCAUUUUCCAGAGAAGGAAACCGAGAAGAGUCAAAGUCACAGACAGCCACACAGGCACAGGCCCCUGGGGUGAAGACCCUCUCCACGGGGUGGGGAGCACUACGUUGGGAAGGCCCGAACAAUCAGCCAGAAGUCCCCACGAUCUGCAACUCGGCCUGCAUGAGAGCACCCAUUCAGAAACAUGUCCGCGGCAGGCCGGAACCCUGCAGAAAAUAUCCCAAGACAAACAGCAUGGGGUGGGGGAUAGAGCCCUGCACCGGGACCAGCUGCUCCUUCUCACCCUCUCCAUCUUCCUGGGACUGGGCCAGCCCAGGAACCCCAAAGGCAAGAGGAAGGGGCCAGGGCGGCCUGGAACCCUGGCUCCAGGGCCUCACCAGGUGCCACUGGACCUGGUGUCCCAGGCGAAGCCAUAUGCCCGCAUGGAGGAAUACGAGAGGAACCUCAGGGAGAUGGUGGCCCAGCUGAGGAACAGCUCUGAGCCGGCCAGAAGGAAGUGUGAGGUCAACCUGCAGCUGUGGCUGUCCAACAAGAGGAGCCUGUCACCCUGGGGCUACAGCAUCAACCAUGACCCGAGCCGCAUUCCCGCAGACCUGCCGGAGGCGCAAUGCCUGUGCCUGGGCUGCGUGAACCCCUUCACCAUGCAGGAGGACCGCAGCAUGGUGAGCGUGCCCGUGUUCAGCCAGGUGCCCGUGCGCCGCCGCCUCUGCCCGCUGCCGCCCCGCACUGGGCCGUGCCGCCAGCGUGCGGUCAUGGAGACCAUCGCCGUGGGCUGCACCUGCAUCUUCUGAACCAGAGGCUGCGGGGAGCCAGAGACCGCCCUCCUGGUGCUUCCACUCCAAGUGAGGCCCGUGAGCAGUAAACACUGUCUUUCA